Xyrauchen texanus (razorback sucker) is the source of this 2130-nucleotide messenger RNA. RefSeq lists its product as uncharacterized. The record is from RefSeq and is a predicted model, not a curated record. NCBI's taxonomy places the organism in Eukaryota, Metazoa, Chordata, Actinopteri, Cypriniformes, Catostomidae. Gene Ontology annotation, molecular function: cytokine activity. Bases 168 to 1229 code for a protein of 353 amino acids. The transcript has 7 exons. Gene Ontology annotation, biological process: immune response; inflammatory response.
GUCCUUUGCCUACAAUAUGAAACUUCUCCUUUUUAAUCAUAACUGCUUCGGUGUAGUUGUAUCAAAACACAGCUUCCUCUUCCUAUAACACAAUUAGAUCUACUGACUUGAAAAGGCAGCGUCUCAGAUUUACUCAACUUAACUUGUCGAGACUUGUUGAGAUCAACAUGGCAGCAGAGGGGAGUCUUGUUAGCGGUGGUGUUAUGUUUGUCCAUACCGAGAGUGAAGGGAAACACUCCUAUGAAGUGAAGAACUUUUUAAACCAUAACAACGGAAUUUUUAUAAGAAAUGGAGAUAAACUCCUGAUGAUAAAUGGGACAGACACUGAGGGUUUACCUCCAGAAUCAGUUGCCGAUAUUCUGGUUAAAGGAUCCCCUCUACUGACUAUCCAUCAUCCGUGCAAGGAACAAACAGCAAAGUGUGCAUCCGAGGAGAUCAGUGCCUACAAAAAGGAGCCAACAGUCAUGAGGUUCAGCCUGAUGAUGGUAAGAGAGGAAAAUCUGGAGAAUGUUGACCGCCAAGAAACAUCAUAUCCAGAAGCAGAGUGGGAAGAUAUGGACAUCGAGGGCGACUGUUUCAGUGAUGAUGAUCUGCUUCUUGUCUCCAUGGGUGGCACAAGCUUCUCCAUGGUUGUUUCUCGAGGCACGGAUGCUGACAACCCUUGCCACAACUGUGGAAAGACAGAUUGCCAAUUUAACGAAGUUGUCAUCAAGCCUGAGACAGCUGAGAUUGCCUCUAAUUCUGCACGGAUUGUGAAACUGAUGAAAGAACGGAGUAAUUUGUACCUGAAGAGUGUUUUGAAGAACAAGUAUUUCACCCCAUCGAGGCAGCAGAUAUUAUUAAAUGACAGCAUGUCAGCACAAAUCACCAUCUACUAUUAUAUGUCCAAUGCACUGGACUGCCAUGCUGGUGUUCCCGUUGUGCUGAACUUCACUGGUACCAAUAACUUCUUCCGCUGCACCACAGAGAAAGAUAAGAAGGUUUUAAUACUCAUGAACUAUACUAAAAGCGAGCUGAAAAAAAUCUGUGCCGAAGACUCCGAAAAAUGGUCCUUUGUAUUCUACAUGACUUCAGAGAGAGACAAUCUUCGUCGUUUCGAGUCAGCACUCCAUAGAGGAUGGUUUAUUCAAAUCCAGAGUGUUAGUGAAUGUGAUGAAGUAGGCAUGCAAGAAAAGAAUCAAGUUGACAAUGAUCCAUCCAACAUCUUCUUUAUUAUAAUUGAGAGUUAGACCAUUAAUUAAGGGUCAGAAUAUGUAUCAACAUGUCGUAGUGACAAGGACAUUUUUAGUUGAAAAAAAAAGUACAUUUAAAGUAAAAAAAAAAAACUUAUUUGAUAACUCAAAUCUUGGACCAAUCAAAUAGUUAGACACAAUAUGUUGCAUUAAAUAGAAAGCAGGUGACAGCACUGUUUUAAACUGUCAGUAUUUUUAAUUUGUAGAUUUUGAAACGGGGCACUUGACAGAGCUUGUUCUCAAAUGCAACUAUAGUAUAUUAGAAGCAAAUUGGUCAUAUUAAACUGUAAGAGGAUUUUCUGGCACUUGUUAAUGCUGCCUUGCUACGUCUUCAUGAAGUUUGAAAUCUGGGUUGGGGAAAUUUGUUUCAGUUUGGUCUAAGAAUGCAGAGCCUCUCUGCCAUUGAGUAGAAGUGUAUCAUACUAUUAGCUGACGUGUUUUUACCCCGUUAUUCACAUACAUGUGUGAGAAUGAGUGUCAUGUUCUGUCUUUUAUAUUGAGCUACUUUGAAAUGUCUAGAUUACUAUGGUAACCUCCGUUCCCUGAUGGAGGGAACGAGGUGUUGUGUCGAAGAAGCGACACUAGGGCUCUCUCUUGAGAGCCUUCUUCAACACAACGACGAAGUGAGCGACAGACGGGAACUGAUAUUUUGAAACAAUACAUAAUUUUUAUUGCUUUGUGCUUAUGCUUUAUGAAAAACAUUGUGCUGAGACACUGGUUGUUUUUAUUCUUUUUUCUUUCUUUCUUUUUUUAAGAUUUAUAUUAUUGACCAACAUUUACUGUAUAAGCUAAAAUCUACUUACGACUUUGAACUUUUGCUUUGUGCUACAUAAAUGUAUACUUUAUAAUAUUAUCAUGUUUUCGUGUACCAUAUGUCUACUUCAAAAUAUUUAAACUA